Cyclocybe aegerita is the source of this 1290-nucleotide messenger RNA. Lineage: Eukaryota; Fungi; Basidiomycota; Agaricomycetes; Agaricales; Hemipholiotaceae. The record is from the annotation of a GenBank genome assembly.
AUGCUUCAAGCUGAAGGAGAGCGAAUUCUCUACCGAGUGGUCACUGACCUAGGUUACAAACCUCAACGAUUCUAUGACAGCACGAUACUUCAACAAGAACUCAAUACGAAGUUCUUCGCCACGAUCGUGACACCUGGAAGGGAGCAUCUCGCCCUGUACGUUCGCGCGUUUUCCCUUCGAGCUUUGAAGGCCAUGAAAAACCUCAAAUUCCUGUCGUUCGGCUCGGGUCGUCCGUCUGCAGAGUUUCUAGAAGGGUGCACAUUUCAGCUUGAAGUCCUCCGAUGGGAGUGUACGUACGACGAACUUACCCUACGACGCCUCCUACCACUUCAACGAUCUUUAACCCAUUUCUUCACCGAGAACUGGAUGCUUUUCAAUGAGAAUCCUGUUCUUGUGCCUACUUUGAAAGUACUUGGAGGCAGGUAUACGGUUAUCCGGCAUUUUCUUCCUGGAAACCAUAUCGAGUGUCUGCUCUGGCAAGCAGACCUUGAGGUAUAUCCAGUUGAUCACCUUGCUCUCGAAUUGAAUCGGUUGCACGCUUUAUCAUUGAGAGGUUCUUAUGCGGGAAAAGUUCUUGGGACCGUCAAGGGCCACUUGGCUUCUCUGCAAAUCCUGGAGUUCUGGGAGCCUCCUUACGCUGAAGAGCUCCGAUGGCUUCCUCAGAUUCCGAGACUGGAGCAUCUUAUCCUGAGCUCUUGGAAUAAGCCAACCCCAGAAGUUGGCAUGCACGAAGAUACUGUUCAACACCUAUUCGCUCUGAACAAAGUUCUUCAAUAUGUUGAUAUAUAUGUCGAACACACGGCGUACGAACGUUGGCAUCGUGGUUCUAUCAAGCCUCUGGAGAAACUCGUUGAUGGAUUGGACACGAACUAUGGAUGGCGUGGUGUCUACACUAGCUUCGACGAUCCGUUCACGAUCCAUUGGCUGAAAGCGUUAACAGUUGAGGGAUCUCGACUUUGCAGCACGCUUACGGGACCAGCCAAGGAGGUCGAUCGGUGGCUGUGUUAUUUUCCUCCCGUCUCACUCCCUCUAUCUUCCAACACCCCUUCAUGCCCCACCUACAAUUACCCUGAAGUAUUGACAGCUCCUCGAGCUGUCCGCCCAAAGACACAAUCCCACAAUAUCGCCAUCCUUCUCCUCGGAAAGGUGACCAAGAAUAGACCCUGCUUAACCUGCUGCACCGAUGCCGAUAGGCGAACGACUGCGCUGUCUAAGACCGAUCGCACGCGGCCUUGUUGCUGCACCUCCGAGUUUUCUAACACACCCGUUCGGCCUCCGUCAUCGGAAUGA